AUGAGCUCCGCGCAUCCCCUCCGCGAGCGAUUGCAGUCCAAUUCCCCCGAGCCAGACCCCGCCCGCCCCACGACCCCGCUCCGCAUCAACAAGCACCCGUCCCCCGGCCCCCGCCAGUCCGCAAGUCACGUCCAGGUCGCCCGUCGCUCGUCCACCUCCUUCAAGCAUGUGCGCGACAACAAUCUCGUCACCAAGAGCCCCUUUCGCACCCUCAUCCCCCACGCACUCGCCUCGCCCCGCAAGGUCAGCGGCGAAAAGCGUCCCCGUCCAGACUCUAUGCACUCCCAAGCGGAAAAUGAGAAGCCACUCGGGUUCAAGCGAAGACAAUCCAAGGGUUUCCAGGGCCUGUUACAGAAGGAGCCAGUCACCAAAAGCCCCUUUCGCCACUCUUCAGAGUCCUCCUCCGACCCGCCCCCGCCUCUCGUCCCGCCCAAGGUGAAACUGAGGGAGCUGCCUCAGUCCGCCAUUCCCGUUCCCUCCCCUGUCCGUGGCGUGCUGUCGAGCUCGCGCAAGGUAGUCGGUCCCCGCAGCGUCGGCGAACAGCGCCACCACCGUCGCAAGACAGUCACGUUUGACGAACGCUGCGACGUCCUCGAGUUCUCGGCAGAGGAAGACGGUCUGGACGAGUACCUGGACGACGGCAUCUACAGCCACGGCUUCAGCUACGACACUCAGGAAGAGGACCAGUCGAUGGAGGAUAGCUUUGAGUCCGGUCUGCAGCCAGGCGACGACAGCAUCACGGGGCUCGUCGACUCGAUCCUGCAGGCCGCCCGUCCGCACACGCCUCCCCGAUCAGAAGACGAGGAGGACGUCGAACUGCUUCCUCCCUCUCCAUCUCCCGCCAAGCAUCCUCGGCCUCCGCGCCAGGCCUCCCCCCACGAAGAGCCUCAGCCAGAAGACUCACAGCCUCAAAUCAAGGACGAAGACCCUCCGCCGGGCCUCGAAGAGUCCUUCCACUCCCUCCGCUCGGUCCGCUCCAACGAUUCCCUCGAAGACCCCUCGAACCUGUCCAUCGGGCAUUCCGAGGUGUCGCUCACGAACCUCGACAGCGCCUCCCUCCUUGCCGACACCGCGUUGGAAGGAGACGUGUUUGCUCCUGUCGCCGACUCGUCUCCUCGGUCGCGCUCUGGUACGCCCCUCGACAGGUCGCUGGAUCGUUCCUUCGAGCGCGCGCUCAACCGGUCCUUGGAAGCGCGUACAACCCCGAGCCUGACGGCGUCGCGACUGAACUCGCCGCGGUCGGGCUCUGGGUCGCCAUUCCCGCGCCAGCUGUUCAAGCCGUCGAGCACGUCGAGCUUGGGGAGCAUUGGGAACACGCACCGACGGGCGAGCCCGCUGAUCACGCGCGAGGCGGUCCAGGAGCGGCUGCUUCGCCGCAAGAGCGAGGAGGUGCUCUCGGUUGGCAGCAGCCCUGUCCCUACUGUCGUCGAGGAGUCUGCCCGCAGUGAUGCCGAGGCAGACGUCUCACGGGCGACGGAGCCGGGGGACGAGCCGCCCCGCAGCUCCAGAGUGAUGGCCCGCGGGCAGAACCCCACCCACGACGGCGUCGUCUCCGUCGACCCCGAGCCCCAGCCGAUAGACCCGCCACGCCCGUCUCCCUCCGUCAUCCAGCGCGCGUACACGAUCGACAUCGUCGACGGCGCGGCCGGAGGGGGCGACGCGAAGAUGGACGCGAAACGCGCGUUUGCCGGCCUGGAGCUCGACUUCGAGCACGGGUUCGGCCUGGGGGAGGAGGGGAUGAGCGUGAGCGCGGGCCUGGGCGUCGGGAUCGCGGCUCGGGCGAAGCGGCACAGCAGGAGCGAGAGCGUUCAUGGGGGCGUGCACCUCGGAGACGUGAGCGCGCUGGACCGGCUGAUGGAGGAUAUAGGGCACGGGGCGGGGGCGGACUCGUCCGCCGUGUCGGCGGGUACCGAGGCGUCCGUUUUGUCUACAGAGGAGGAGAGCGGAGAGCCGGGCAAUGCGGAGGGGAAGUCGUUUGGGAGCGUGAAGGUCGAGGGAGUCAGAGGCGCGACGUUCUCGUUGCCGGAUAUCGUCCGCGAUGAAGAUGGCAUGGCCAUGGACAUAGACGUGGGGCUCGACCGCGCCACUCCGCUGUCUGCCGUUCCGAAAUCUCUUCCCUCAGCGCGCUCGGCGAAUCCUUCUCCACCGCCGCCGCCUCCCCCACCGAAAGACGCCCGGCGUGCGCGCGAGCAGCUCAUCCUCGCCAAGAAGCGCGAGCAGAGACGGGCAGAGUACGAGGAAGAGAGCGAGAGGGGCUCGCCUGCGCCCGAGAUCGUCGUCGCACCGCGUCCAGCGUCUGCUCUCGGCGUUGCCGGACGGUCGACGCUUGCGCAAGCGGCGGUCCACCGACGGGCGAAGAGCUCCGCGGACGACGGGCUGUUGGAUGUAACGCCGAUGAAAGACGACGACGCGCCCCUCGCUGCGACAAUCAACCGGGAGUUGAAGAAGCGCGAAGGCAGGACGCGCGCCAAGUACCAGGUGCGGGAGCAUUCGGAGACGAUCUACGCGUCCGCGGACGCGCCGCACGCGAAUGGCGAGACGAACUCAGGAAAGGCCUGGCGCACGAUCCGGAGGCCGUCGGAUAUGAACGAGCACGCGAAGCAGCUCAAGGAGCUUCGCGAGCAGCAGAAGAACGGGAAGGCGCACGGCAAGGUCUUCGUGAAAGUUGUUGGUCUGAGGAACCUCGACGUCCCGGUGCCUGCGGAGCCCACCGUCAUCACUUGUACUUUGAACAACGGCAUACACUUUGUGACCACGCCGGAUGCCGCUCUUGGCAAGGAUUGCGCGAUUGACCAAGAGUUCGAGCUGAUCGAACACAGCAAGCUUGAGUUCACGUUGACGAUCAAGGUCAAGAGAGACCCUCACGUCGUCGCACAGUUCAAGGCGUGCCAGCCUCCUCCACAACCACGGCCGCCACCGCAGCCUCUUCCACCGCCUGCUUCGAAGGGCGGCAGUAACCACGCAAAGAGCGGUGGCAUGCGCAGCUUCCUGUUCGGCUCCCCCAAGAAGGGAAAGACCGCCCAACGCGCUGCGUCCCCAGUGCCGCCUCCUCCUCCUCCACACGCGCCAGCUCCCACCUUCAAACUGCCGGAGAACCUGGCGCGGUACCUCAAGCCGGACGGGACGCUCGCGCGUGCGUUCAUCUCGUUCAAGGACAUCGCGCCGCAUUGCGAUACCCGGCUCAUGGAGACCACCUUCCCGCUCAUCGGCCAGAAGACGCAAGUGGGCACGGCCGUCCAGGUCAUGCAGGUCGGCGAGAUCGUCCUGCAUAUCUUCAGGUUGCCGCCGCUGCCGGGUAUUCCGCCUGAGCAGCUGCCACAGAGCUUGGAGGAGUGUCAUCGGGGGCUGACGCACACGCGAUGGCACAAGUCUUGCUACAUGCAGGGCACGUUGACGCAACUGGGUGGUGACUGCAACGUCCUUCGCCGUCGACAUCUGAGGAUCAUUGGGUGCAGCCUCAUCGCAUACAAUGACGUGACGAGGCGCGCUAUCGCGAGCAUAGAUCUCCGGAAGGCAACGGCAGUCGACGACGGUCGCAAGGAACCCAUACAAAGCCCUGCGUCGGGAGGAACGGCGCACAGCUAUGACGACGACGACGCAUUCGGUGCCGGCAGACACGGCUUCCAACUCAAGUUCGGCUCCGAGCACAUCACAUUCGUCGCGGAUACGGAGCAGGAGAAGGAUGACUGGGUCAACAUACUUAAGGCACUCGUUGGCCGGAUCCCUCCAAAUCCCCUGUGGGCCGAGCUCCUCUUCCAACGACAAGAGCAGCUGAAGCACGCGGCGCAAGCGCAGGGAUCUGGGCCCCCAUCCUCCACUUCUGUUUCAUCAUAGACUUUUCUCUCCCCUCUUCUCGUUUGACGUUUCAUUCUCUGUCGCUUACGCUUUCCGAUUCUUGACUUGCCGUACAUGCCUCGACCUUCCUCCUUCCUCUCUCCCGCCCUCCGAUUUCUUCGCUCUUUGUCCAGAAACGCUUACCCACUACUGUUAAUUGGGCUGUAUGUCUACACUACAACUCUCCUUUUUCUCCUGUUCAUGCCGCUCCGGCCUCUCCCAGAUUCGCGUCCGUGUGAGUAUGAUGAUCUCGACGAAGUUCAGACUAUGUAUCUAUGUAUUACGAGUCACGAUGAAAUGCAUGCAUUCA
This is a messenger RNA of Dichomitus squalens LYAD-421 SS1, 4144 nucleotides long. RefSeq lists its product as uncharacterized. The record is from RefSeq and is a predicted model, not a curated record. Lineage: Eukaryota; Fungi; Basidiomycota; Agaricomycetes; Polyporales; Polyporaceae. Bases 1 to 3834 code for a protein of 1277 amino acids. The transcript has 8 exons. Gene Ontology annotation, molecular function: GTP binding.